AUGGGAAUCCACCAAGCUGUCUUGUGGGCUAGAGACAGCGCACGAUCUUUGGCAGCUCAGCCAGAUCCUGGGUGGGUGAAAAUCAACUCUGAUGCAGCGUUUCAGGCAGCUGGCAAUGUGGGUCACCAUGGAGCGUUCAAGGUAGCACAAGCGCGCUGGUAUGAUCGAGGCCUCGAUGCUUGUAUGAUGGAGGCUCUGGCGUGCCGUGAUGGGCUGAAGCUUGCCAAGCAACAUGGGGAACAGCGCGUGGUGCUGGAGACGGACUGUUUGGAGCUAGUAAACCUGUGGAAGACUGAAGUACAAUGCUCCAUCGUUGAUCCGGUUUUGAAGGAAAUUCAGGAAUUGCGUCUUGCCUUUCAAGAUUUCUCUUUCGUUUGUCUUUGUCAAGCAAGCCAGGAACUGACUCGCGAUGAACAAGGGGUGAUCUUUAGCAUCACUGCCCGUCCUUGGUCAGAUCUCUGUGUCUUGGUUGGGGUGCGGCUAAUGGAACUGAAUCAGGGAAAGGAGAAGGAGGAUUUAGUCCAGGAGGUGGGAGAGGGAUCUCUUAUUCCUCUUGGAACUGAUAGUGCGAGUGUGAAGGGAAUGAAGGGGCAAGGCCAUGGAAUUGAGGAGCAAGUUUCAGAUCUAUUUGGUAAGCUUAAUUUGACUGCAAAAGAGAAGGAAGUACUAGUCUUGGAAGAUGCCGAUGAUCCAGAAUUAGCUGUAGCAAAGUAUGCAGUGAUUGGGAAGAUUCUUGCGCCCAACUCUUUACAGCUGCAAACCAUUAUGGCUGCUAUGCGACCAGCAUGGGGCAACCCAAGGGGAUUGAUGGCGAGAAUGGUUGGAGAUAAUCUGUUUAUUGCUGAGUUUGAGUCUGAAGCAGACAAAAAUAGGAUUCUUGAUGGCUCUCCGUGGUAUAUAGGUAGGCAAUCUGUGGGGCGACAAGUUGUGAUCCUACAAGAUUUUAAUUAUGAUAUAAGCCCAACUGAUGUAUCGUUUGAUGAAUUGGCCAUUUGGGUGAAUAUUUUGAAUCUUCCUUUGGGGCUACGACAUGAAAAAUGGGGUUUUGAGCUGGCUGCUUCUAGAGAUGAAAAAAGUUGUUUGCCUUACAGUGAAAAAUUGUGUGCUCCUGAGGAAAGAAGAUUGAAGAAUCAAAGUGAAUGGUUUGCCCAGAGUAGUAACCCCUGUAGGAAAAGUAACUCUUCUGAAGCUUGGGGAAGUUCAGAUUCCAGAAAAUCUUCUACAAAAAAAAGUGAUGAUAAAGAUAAAGAUUUCAGAAAAGAAGUUGGAGAUGGGAGUGGUUUCGAGGCAUCCUCACCAAUAAGGAACCAGGUGCUUAACGAUGUUAACACGACUAGAAAUGAUAUUUUUAUGUAUGAUUAUUCGGUAGAUGAUAAUCAGAUUCCUGCGCACACAAAAAAGCGUAAAUCUGAUGAAAACCUCAUGGAGAAUGUAGCAAAAGUGCAAGGAGAUCAUACGGAAGUGUUUGAUGGAAAGUCGAUGGCCCUAGUUCCGACAAUAAAAGGGAAUUUUCCUUCUCAAGUUAGAAGUGGGAGUGAUGCUUCUGGAUUGGGGAAUGGCCUGGCAAUUCGAGGGCUUCUGGAUAUCCAGAAGCAGGAGGCCCCUGAUAUUCUUUUCCUAUCAGAAACUAAACAUGAGGGGAAAUGGUUAGAUUGGUUAAGGUGGAAGCUAGAAAUGCCUAAUUUAGUGACAGUUGGUAGUGUGGGAACUAGCGAGGGUUUAGCUCUUUUUUGGAGGAGAGGGAUUGAGUUGGAGGUGAAAAGUUUCUCGAAAUAUCACAUUGACAGUGUGAUAGAAGAAGAUGAUGGGCUUGAAUGGAGAUUUACUGGCAUUUAUGGCGAGUCAAAAAAUGAAGAAAAGGAUAAUACUUGGGAGACCUUACGUCUCUUGAAGGAACAAUUUGAGAUGCCAUGGCUCUGUAGCGGAGAUUUCAAUGAAAUUUAA
This is a messenger RNA of Miscanthus lutarioriparius, 1944 nucleotides long. NCBI's taxonomy places the organism in Eukaryota, Viridiplantae, Streptophyta, Magnoliopsida, Poales, Poaceae. The record is from the annotation of a GenBank genome assembly.